AAUUUCACGAGUUUCUAUUGGGCAAAGUUGACGAAUCGCAUCAGGACGCCAAAAUCAAGUAAAAAGACAGAGUUAUUGCAAAGCUCAAGAUGUUUGUAUGAGGGACACAUUUAUCUGAGUUUUAUUGUGAAAAGUAAUGAUAGCUAUCAGGCAUGUAUCUAAGGAUUUCGAAAAUUGAUAAUCUGCAUAACAUUAGGAGUAAAUAAGAAUUGCUUUUUAUGCCAUGUGUAUAGAGUAACCGGCGUAUAGCGGAUCACUUAAUAUUUACUUAAUCUUAUGUUUAUCAUUUCUUGCCAUAUAAUAAUGCCGCUACAUUAACAAUGGAUGGUGAAAGUGUUUAUUUCUAAAUGUUUUUGUUGUUUUGUUUUCGAGUUUUUUUUAUGUGCAAAUAAAAUAUAUCGUUUGGUGAUAUAAAUAAGAUAAUAGACAUUUAUUAUAAACAAAAUGGGCGGUAAACAAACAAAAUCAGAGGCAAAACUAGAUAAGAAAUCAAUGUCUAAAAUACAAUCCCUUAUAAAGGGCGAACUUUCUGAGGACGAAAUUCAAUGUUGCUACAAAACAUACCAAGAGAGCCGGCGGUCAAACAAAGAACUGACCAAAGAAGAGUUCAUGAAAGUUUACAGUGGACUUUUUCAAUGUGAGACCACAGACUUUGCUGAACACGUGUUUCGGACUUUUGACCUAAACAAUGACGGAACUGUAAAUUUUCAGGAGUUUUUGCUCGGACUGUGUUUUUCCGGGAGUAAAGAUGCAGAAACGAAAAUUACGUGGGCGUUUAAAGUGUAUGACAUCGAUGGGGACGGGUCAAUAUCAUGGUCUGAAAUGAGAAAUAUUAUACAGUCUGUAUGUAAUAUGGCGAGCGAGAACGUUAUCGAUGAAAUUGAUAAAGAACUAGCAAAACAAGUCCCGUCCAAAACCAACAUGCUCAACGGUCUUGCUGAGGAAAGUAAUGCUUAUGAAAAACGUGACAGAGUUGGCGAGAUAGCCGAUAGAAUCUUCCUUGAGAUGGACUCCGAUAAAGAUGGGUAUAUCACGCUUGAAGAAUUCAGAGACGGUGCCAUGAAAAUGCCAAUGGUGAUCAGUCUCUUAGAUAACUGUUUUGAUUAAGUGAUCUGUGCUGUUAGGUUACACAUGAAUUACGUGAUUAUGAAACCUUUGAUUUUUUUUGGCUCAAAAUUUAUUGUUGCUAUUUUAUGUGCGGCAUUCUGAUAAUAUCACCAUUUAACAAAAUAGGUUAAUUUCUAAAUCACAACAUGGUUUGGACUAGAUAUUAUCUGAGGGGAAAAAGACCAGUCACUAAACAAGAAAGACAUUAAAUUAGUCGCCUGACUUAAAAUGCAACGAACAUGAUAGAAGUAGAAGACUUGAUUAAUUUGUUAAGUUAGUAAAUUUACAUUAAUCUUGUGCAGUUUUGACAAAAAGAAAGGUGUUACAAGAAGCUGUAUCUAAAGCGUCAAAACCUUCAUUAAAUGUUCAUAGAUUCAUUAUAUUUUAUAUUUAUAUUUGAUUUUUCUGAAAGCAUAAACAGAGAAAUACAUACAUUUAUAUAACGACAGUGAAUUCAAGUGAAUAGGAAUGGAUUUUGAAGACAAACAAUUCUUAAGCGGAAAUAUGAAUAAAAAGUAAGGGGGUGAAAGAUAAAUUACCUUCAGGAUGGACUAGUUAUUGCCUUUUGCUUUGAUAAUGUCUUGAGGAUGUAACUUUGUGUUAGAAAAACUAUUAUGUGGGCAUUGUGAUAAGUAAACUGUACAUUUUUAUGUGAAGUAUUUAUUACUCAAUGAAUGCAAUAAUGUGAACAUAUGUAAGCCUAUGUUCUCACAUCAAGAUGGAAGUUGGAGUUAUUUAACGACCAUGUUGCAUCUUCACUGUGCAGCAUGAACAAGUUUAGAAUAUGUUUCAAUAUUGAGAGAUUGAAUGUGAAUAGAUCUUUUUUGUUAUUGUCCUUGGUGAUAACGGAAUCAAUGUGUCGUUUAAAAUGUAUUUUUUCUACUACAAGAGAGAUGAAUUUCAAUUGAUUUUACCUUGUAAUAUCAUUAUCACUCUGUAACGUUGACAAACCAGCUCUGUUUAAUGUAUCAGGACAACAUGAUAAUCUAAUUGGCAAUACUGAAUAGCGGUUGACAUAUUUCGACAAUAAUUAUAUUUAGAGAAAGCAGCUCCUUUUGAGUAAAGUGCGAUACAUUAUCGUAACUGAUGGAUGUUAACGUAAAGAAGCAAAGAUUGAUUAAGAAAUUUUCAAUAUAAUUUGGUUUUGGCUAACGUUAUAUUUUGCUAUUCUGUUUGUUUUUGAUAAAAGUAUUCAGAAUAUGCAAUAACAGCGAAAAUUUUGUAUUUGCAUAUGUAUAUAUAUUUAUAUGCCACAUUCUUUUUAUGUACUGAACUUUCGGAGGUUAACAGCCGGGAUAGAUCUGACAAUUAUUUACAGAACAAAUAAUAUAACACAGAGAGCCAGGUGA
Molecule: messenger RNA, 2456 nt
Organism: Ruditapes philippinarum (Manila clam)
Lineage: Eukaryota; Metazoa; Mollusca; Bivalvia; Venerida; Veneridae
Product: neurocalcin-delta-like
Exons: 2
Coding region: 445-1107 (220 amino acids)
Molecular function (GO): calcium ion binding
Source: RefSeq, a predicted model, not a curated record